Cyprinodon tularosa is the source of this 2063-nucleotide messenger RNA. RefSeq names its product probable C-mannosyltransferase DPY19L4. The transcript is spliced from 15 exons. The record is from RefSeq and is a predicted model, not a curated record. Gene Ontology annotation, molecular function: mannosyltransferase activity. Gene Ontology annotation, cellular component: nuclear inner membrane. NCBI's taxonomy places the organism in Eukaryota, Metazoa, Chordata, Actinopteri, Cyprinodontiformes, Cyprinodontidae. The coding region runs from base 176 to 1789 and encodes 537 amino acids.
GGGUCAGACCAUCAACGCGGUGGAGCGGCUGUUUCUCUACCCAGAGCUGAUCACCAGCUUCAUCUACAGGGUGACGGGCAGUCAGGAUUACGUGGAGCCCAUCUACUUCUACAUCGGGACGGUGUUUGGCCUGCAGGCCGUCUGCGUCACGGCGCUGUUCGUCUGCAGCUGGGUGAUGAGCGGAACCUGCGUGGCCGGCAUGCUGGCCGUCUCCUGGUUCGUCCUGAACAGACAGGACGCCACCAGGGUGGAGCAGGGGAUCCCUCUGCGGGAGAACUGGGCCCUGCCUUAUUUCUCCGUCCAGGUGGCGGCGCUGACCGGCUUCCUGAGCAACAACAUCAGCUCUGCCUCUGAGAUGUUCUGCUACCUCACCAUGAGCGCCUCCACCUUCACCUUCCUGCUGCUCUGGGAACACGGACACUACGUCCUGUUCGUCCAAGGCCUCUGCUUGCUCCUGCUGGACUCGCUGGACCUGGUUCCGCAGCGGAAGACGGCCGACAUCAACAAGAUCUACCUCAGCUCCCUGGUUCUGGUCUACCUGUUCCAGUUCCAGAACUCCGCCCUGCUCGCCUCGCCGCUGCUCUGCCUCCUGAUUGGCUCGGCCGUGGCUCGGUCCUUCCAGAGGAAGAUGAGGAUGGGUCCUCUGCUCGCCCGCGUGAUGAAGCUGCUGCUGCACUUCCACCUGGUUUUCACCGCUGGGAUCAGCUUCGCUUACCUCAUCAAGAAGCUGUCCCCCGUCGGCAGCAGCGACUUCACCCUGAAGCUCCUGGAGGUCAAAUUUGGGCUGAACACCACGACAGACUUCAUCACCAACUUCCUGCUGUGUCAGGACGGGCUGCGGGCCGCCGGUCAGAACCUGUUCCUGCGGCUGACCCAGACCUCCGUCCUCCCCUUCUACGUCCUGGUCCUCGCCGUCUGCCUGCUGUCCACGCUGCAGACCGUCUGCAGGAAGCUCAGCGGUCAGCCAAUGAGCAGCAGCCUCAGGCCGGAGGACGGACCAAUCGGAGAGCAGCCUGCGGUGGCCUACCACGUGUUUCACACCCUGUUCUUUGGCGCCCUGACGCUGCUGUUUGACGGGGUGAAGUAUUUAUGGACGCCCUACGUCUGCAUGUUCGCGGCGUUCGGGGUGUGUUCUCCGGACCUCUGGAUGACGGUGUUCAGGUGGAUCAAGCUCAGAUCCAUCCACCCGGUGGUGUUGUCUCUGAUUCUGAGCACGGCCGUCCCGACCAUCAUCGGCUUCAGUCUGUGGAGAGAGUAUUACCCCCGGGUGUUAGCGGAUCUAGCUGAUCUGCAGGAGUUCUACGACCCGGACACCACGGAGCUGAUCGGCUGGAUCAGGUCUCAGGCGCCGGCCGUGUUCGCCGGCAGCCCUCUGCUGCUGGGAACCAUAAAACUCUGUUCUGGGUCGGCCGUCACCAGUUUGCCCAUCUACUCUGACAUGGACCUGCUGAGGAGGAGCGAAGAGACCUACCAGGUUUACUCCAUGAGGUCUGCGGAGGACGUCUACAAAUGUCUGACGGCUCAGAAGACCACCUACGUCAUCGUGGAGGAGUCCAUCUGCAAUGACGUCCAGCUGAAGAAGGGCUGCAGACUCAAAGACCUGCUGGACGUCUCCAACAGACACGUCGUCCACGACGGAUCCCGGAUGUUCUCCUCCUCCAAGCAUGGCCGCUUCUGCCAGGAGGUCAAGAUGAACUACUCGCCCUACACCAACUACUUCACCCGGGUGUUCUGGAACCGUUCGUACCACGUCUACAAAGUCAACUCCGUCAUCUCCUUCCAGUUCUGACUGCAGAACCUCUGAGGGGUUCUGGACGCCCACUGCAGGUCCAUCUGCUGGAGGAUGGAGGUCUCUUAGUUUGGGCUGAGAUCACAGAGGUUCUGCUCUUUUGGAAGCUUUGGGUCACAUGUUCUGCAGAACCCUGGAGGUCUGAUGGAGCAAUGACUCGGUCUGGACUUCCUGCACAAGAUGUAGGACUGGAUGGAUGGAUGGAUGGAUGAUGAAGGAUGGAUGGAUGAUGGAUGGAUGGAUGGAUGGAUGGAUGGAUGGAUGAUGGAUGAUG